AUGGGAGGAGGUCGUGGUGGUGGCGGUGCCCGCAGUAGCUCUUUCAGCUCCGGAUCUCGAAGUUCUGGUUCAUCUUUCUCCUCUUCUUCUGGAUCAUAUUCUAGACCGAGUACCGGCACCAGCAGUUACAGAUCUGGAAAUACCCAGUAUAACUCUAAUUUCCGUCAAAAUGUUUUCCAUUCUUCCACUUCGACGACCACUUUUAUGUAUUCUCCCAUGACCCAUUCUCACGUCAUCAUAUCUCCGAUAACUCCAAUCUAUUUCGGCAGUUAUCAUUAUUACUGGGGUGGUCAUUAUGUCCAUUCUCCGGAAAGGCCACAAACUUGUGAAUAUACAAUCACAGAAGAUGAUCAAGAAUUGAGAAAUGUAACAUUCUCAAAUGGUACCAAACCAACAACUCUAAACUUUGGAUGUAAAAGUUCAGAAUCUUGUUGUGGACUCGAGUGUUGUUCGAACAACUCCACAUUGAUAACUAUUGUAGUUAUUUUCGUGGGAAUCGUCGUCCUUAUUAUGGUUUGCUCUUGGUGCAGCAAGAAAGGAUAUUGUCAGAAUGAGUCAGUUGUAACCACUGGAGUUCCUGUUAUUGCCACUACGACCACAACUCACACAUUCACAACUCAAUCCGGUCCACCACCACCGCCAGGAUUCCAACCACAAUUCGGCGCAACUCCAAGUGCUCCGGUAUAUGCUGCUCCUCCAGCCUACAACAACUACGAGCAGAACUCGCCAUACGGUGGAAGACCAAUCAGUUCUGGUCAAAUCCACACUUCCUACAAACAAUGA
This is a messenger RNA of Caenorhabditis briggsae, 783 nucleotides long. Lineage: Eukaryota; Metazoa; Nematoda; Chromadorea; Rhabditida; Rhabditidae. The coding region runs from base 1 to 783 and encodes 260 amino acids. The record is from RefSeq and is a predicted model, not a curated record. The transcript has 5 exons.